GAUGUUUUAUUGGUAUUAAUAUUUGGAUGUUACCUUUGUGUUUUCCCAGCUUAAUCUCUUUCCACUGCAUCUAUAGCAUGUGUGUGAUUACCAAAGAGAAGACUGUCAUUGCUAAUGUUUUCCUGUACUACAAAAAUAAAUUUUGAAUUCUGUCUAUAAAAACCUAAAUUACACAUCUUUAUAUAGUUCGGUUGUGCACUGGGGAGCAUCGCUGCCUCUCAGUUCCAGGGUAAUAUCCUGAGCAGAGAAAACAGGAAAAUAAAGGCUUGGUAACGUCAGGACAGAGCACAACUGAUCAAAAAACUUUGCAAUGAAUGAACUGAAAGAAGGUCCAGAGAUUGUGUGUGGGUAUUGAUGUUAAAAACAGGUCCGUGUGACCAGUAAGAUGGUGACGGAAGUGUGUGUGUUCUAGGAAGUGCAGUCCGAUAAGGCCAAAUUUGUAGGCUGUUUUGUAUGUUGAGAUGGAAUCUGCAGUCUUGACAACUAGACAUCUGUUGAGAAAAUGAGUAAUUACACAAUAUUAGCAAUGAUAACGUGCAGUAAACACUUUAGAAAAUCCUUCUUACAAACUGGUUAAAAGCAAGAAUUAAUAACAUAAAUGUCCGUUAGGUAAGCUAUUAAAACUUUAAAGCUAUUAAAAGUAAAACAGGUCAGUGUAAUAUUUGUUCCAUAUUUUGACAUAGAAUUUUAGUUGUGAUUAAUUAGUGACUGAAAAGUAAUACACUUUCAACAGUCUACAGUUCUAACAGGGACAAUGAAGUCUAAUACGACGUGAAUUAAAGUCCAGCAAUUCAGUUCGGCUAAACGUUUAUAGAAAAUGAUCAAACUAGUCAUGUAAUUAUUAGACAUUUUCACCUCACAUAUAAGGUGAGUUAUGUAGCAGUGCAGGAUAUUGUGACCAAACACAUAAGUCAAUAAACCUCUAAUUUGAGCUAUAUUAUAAAUGAAAAGAAAUCAAAUAAUUGUGCUUGUUUCUAUGAAUAAAUGCUUAAAAAUGAUGUCAUAUUAGUCUAUUACUGAUUAUUACUGAGUAAAAAAAAGUCUAUUAAUAAUAAUAAGAAUAGUCUAAUAAACCAUUUAAUCGGUUGAUUGUAAUCGUAUAGUAAAUACUAGAAAGAAUCUGACUGUUUUUUUAUUUUUGCUGUGUAUUGACAGAAUUCAGAAUUUAAAAAGCCUUUAGACUGAAAUAGGUUAAUUUAAUAGGUUUUUCUUCUCACUACCCAUGGAACCAUAAUCACGCCUACAUUAAUAUGCAGUAGAUGGAGACUAAGCAGGAGUCUUUGCUCUGAUGUAGGUGAUGUAGUAAAUUAAUUUACUAGGAGCCGGUGUGAGGACGUGAUGAGGAGCCGGUGUGAGGACGUGAUGAGGAAGUGGAACAGGUUUCUGUAGUAGAACAAUGCAAGUGGUUUGAAUUCUUGAGCAUUGUGUUGAACAGCAGCAGAAGCAGGGAGAGAGAAAAUUUCUGCACUGGUUAUGUUUAGACUUGUAACGGAUGACGUCUGAGCUGUAGGUGUCACACACCAGGUGCUUAAUUUAAGUUCGUUUCUCACCCCCAUCUCGCACCUCCUCUCUUCUGGCACCUUACUCCCUCCUUCAUGCGUUCUCUCCAUCACACUUUUCUCUGGUCUCACUGUGCGCACACACUCCUCCCCUCCUCCGUUCUCUCUCUUUUUCUCUUUAUCCCUCUCCAUCCUCUUCACUCUGUAAUUGGAUUCUAUUUUCAGGCAGCUAUAUGUGUCUGUCUCUUGUGUUUGUGUCUCUCACCCCAUUUUUCUCUUUUCUCUCUCUCUUUUUCUUUCUUUGUGUCUAUCUUUUUCCCUCUUUCUCUCUUGACUGAUCUUGUAUUGCCCUGCAUUGUAUUGCUACUUGUCACCAUUUGACAGCCCAGUAGCUUCCUGUACAGAAUGCAUUUCUGAAAAGAAAAAAAAAAAGUGUUUAUUCAGUGUUUGUUUUCAGUUGGAUGCAGCUGGACGCUCAGCUGUCCAGCUGUUUGGUGUGCAGCAGGCUGUUUGGCCCUGAACGGUGCCGGAGGCUGCCUCUUCUCAGCUCUUUUAUGCUUAACUCAAGUUUGGAGUUGUGCUCCAGUAAGUUUGACACAGUUUUUGAACAGCUGCUGAUGGAGAACAGAGAGAAAAUAGUGACAGGGGGAGGCGAGAAAAAAAGAGUGACGUCUCCACAAAGAAAGAUAAGAAAGGCGAUUGGUUGGUGUAGGAUUUUUGAGGACUGAGCUAGUAUAUAAGACAUGAGCCAGAUGAAAGAGGAAGUGACAGAGAGAGGUGAAGUGGUAGAAAGAAGAAAGCAGGAGAUGUUCUUGGAUUUGCUAUGUAAAGACUGAAGAACUUAGAGAAGAAAAGAGAAGAAAAGAUGGGCGUUCCUCAUCAAGCCAAAAAGCAGUCACCUGGAAGAGCCAGCAGUGGUCGCUUGGUGCCACACACGCCUCGACACUCGCGUUCAGGGCAGACGCGACAUACUCCACGUGCCGCUCAGCCUCGGUCGGUGACGCCCCGGAAGCAGGUCGCACACACGUCGCAGGGACACACACACGGUCAUGCGCACUUGCACUCACACUCGCACCGCUCACUGUCUGCUCAAGGCGGUCCGACUCGGCCCGGGAACGGACACACACACAUGCACAGUUACACACACCUGUCGGCUCAUGCUGACCAAGGUGGCUGUAACCUCUUCUGCUACCUGUGUUACUGUGCCUACUGCCUUGGCCUGAUGGUCCUUUCAUUCUGUCUUCUUCUCUUCCUCUCUCCUCCUUCACCUCGCUCUCACUCUCACCCUGCAUCUCCUCAACCUCCCCCCACCUCCCCUCACCCUGAUGAAUUCAUUUCAAUGCCCUUGUCUUCCUUAUCAUCUCUUGCUGUUCCUUUCUGCCCUCAUCCAUCUCUAAACUUCUCCUCCAACCUCUCUACCUUCUUUCCUUUCACUCCUCUUCUGUCCUCCACUGGCUCUCUUUCAAAUGAUUUUCUGUUCAAUCUCACCUCUCCUCUCUCUCCAUGCCCCACUCAAUCCCACUCUUCACGCGGUGCUUCCACUUCAUCCCCUGACUCCCAACAUGGCUCUUCAUCCUCCUUUUCUUCAUCCCGCCCCUUUAUGUUGGUCCCACCUUCUCUGCUGCUCCUGCCCCGUCCAUCACUGUGUCGCUCUCGCCCUUCCUCUUCUCGUUCUCUCCCCUCUUUCCUGCUUUGCCCACCCAGUUUCACAGACCCUGCCCUCUCAUCUCUGGAGCAAAUCCCCUUGGCGGGCGCCACGCCCCGCCCCAAGACACUGCUGAGGCAGCAAAGCCUUCAGCAGCCUCUCAUCCAACCUCCAACCUCAGGCCUCGGUGCCCAUUCAGCCAUCUCACAGAGUUUGGGUCAGCUCCAUUCUCAGCCUGGAGGAGGGGGUGGAGGGGCAGGGCCGGGUGGAGGGGGAGGAGCAACAUCUACGGCUCAGCGUAGAGGAACAGGAAAUCGAGGUACUAGAGGCAGCACAGCAGGGGGCGGAGCUUCACGCUAUAGGGCAGGAGGCACAGGGAACCGGGUCUUGAGGGGGAACCCGGGCAGCUGGGAUUACAUGAUGAGCCAGAUCAAGAACCGUGGCCUGGAUGUCAAGUCUUUCCUGGAAGGGAAGAUGGUGGUUCUCUCUCUGGCUAUUGGAUUGGCUGAGCAGGAUGAUUUUGCCAAUCUACCUGACCUACAGGAGGUACCACCCAGUCAAGAAACCCCUGCUGAAAAGAGUAGGAAUAUGGGUAAUAAACCAGCAAACAGUCCUAAGGGUCAGCCACCAGAUGCUGAUGGACACUCCUCUGUCUCUGACCUCGCUAACUCGCUCACUGGAGACAUGGUGAUGUUGUCUCCUGGUUCGGAUGAGGAUCAUGAAGGCCCGAUCAGUGAGAAGCUGGGUAGGAUUCAGUUCAGUGUCGGCUACAGCUUCCAGGACUCUACUCUCACGGUCAAAAUACUAAAAGGUCAAGACCUGCCUGCUAAGGAUUUCUCUGGCACCUCUGACCCCUUUGUAAAAAUCUACCUUCUACCUGACAAAAAGCACAAACUGGAAACCAAAGUGAAGAGGAAGAACCUCAAUCCUCACUGGAACGAGACUUUCCUGUUUGAAGGGUUCCCGUAUGAGAAGGUGCGAGAGCGCACUCUUUACCUGCAGGUACUGGAUUAUGACCGCUUCAGCAGGAAUGACCCUAUAGGAGAGGUGUCUAUUCCACUAAACAAGGUGGAGCUGGGCCAACACCAGAGUUUCUGGAAGGACCUGAAACCGUGCAGUGACGGCAGUGGGAGUCGAGGAGAUCUGCUCGUGUCUCUGUGUUAUAAUCCUACUGCUAACACCAUCACUGUUAACAUUAUAAAAGCACGUAACCUUAAAGCCAUGGACAUCGGAGGCACAUCAGAUCCCUAUGUAAAGGUGUGGCUCAUGCACAAAGACAAGCGUGUGGAAAAGAAAAAGACAAUUACCAUUAAGCGCUGCUUGAAUCCUGUCUUUAAUGAGUCCUUCCCCUUUGACGUUCCUGCACACGUGCUCCGAGAAACCACCAUCAUCAUCACCGUCAUGGACAAGGACCGACUGAGCCGCAAUGAUGUCAUCGGCAAGAUCUAUCUGUCGUGGAAGAGCGGUCCAGCAGAGGUGAAGCACUGGAAAGACAUGCUGAGCAGGCCGCGCACCAACGUGGCACAGUGGCAUGCCCUCAAAGCCUGAUCAACUUCACCUGGUCCCACCCUGAGCCCAUAACCUGUAACCUUUGACCCUUUGAGCCCAUUUCCCAUCCUUAUGCACAAGACUGACUCAAUGCCUGGCUGCAAAACACGGGUACUUUAGCCAUCCAUUCUCAAACCUUUGAACUAAAAGCCUCUGCCCUUGUGUGACUUUUGCUUUCUCCCUUAGCUUAAUCACACACGUGAUCUUUUUUGUUGUUGUUGUUGUUGUUGUUUUUCCUCUCUCUCUCUCUCUCCCUCUCUCUCUCUUGCAGCCCUCUUUGAGAUCUGCUGUCAUUUUGGUAACAUGUUUUGUUAAGGUCUGCAUAUGAAAUGAUCAUAAUCGUUAAAUUAGUAAUCGUUAAAGUAGCUCCCCUUUUCUAACUAAGAAUAUUAAUUCUUCCUGUACUUCAACACAAAGAAAAAUUGAAGGAAGCCAUUUGAAAACUGCUAUAUGCAAACUUUAAUGUGAUGUGUUACCACUAUUUCUGCUUGUACCUUUCAGUUCACUUUCAGUUCAUUCCUAUUUUUAUUAACAAAUUUCCCUAGAGGUCUAUCACAUCUGUCCGAUCCCUGCUUCUCCUCUUUUUUAUUCUGUCUUCUCUAACCUUUCCCUUUUCUCUCCUGUUCUUUGUGGGUCAGUCUUUACUCUUGCAUUAAAUUUGGGUGAGAGCCAUCAGAGACUUUUGGGAGCUCAUUUAUUAGCCAUCUUCAGGGGCGGACUGGCCAACAGGAAGUUUGAGACUUUUUCCACUGGCUGAAUGGGCCAGCCCUUUUUUCUAGUAUGUUCAUUAACCUAUUUAAAGGGAAUGUUGGCUGGCAAAAAAAAAAAUUAAAACAACCAAACAACCGAGCAAUAUCAACAAGCUGUAACCUCCAUCCAUGUAUUCCCUCUGUGUUAUAAGCAGAUAAUAUGCUUUACCAGUCAGUUACGUCAUGCUUUAUUUAAAAAAAAUAAUUGAAAUAUACAUUAUGAACUGAAUAGAUUUGUUUCAGAAGCUGGUUCUUAAAACAGGAAAAUGAUGGAGGAAGCUUUUUCCAACAAAGAUGCACUGCAGUAGUGCUGUGGAUUAGAAUUUUAAAGAAUAAACUUUUAUAGAAUAUACCUUUUUUUAUUUACAUGUACCGCUUUGUUUAUGGAUCUAUUUUUAUGCGUUAUGCAUUGGAUCUAAUGCAGCCCAGUUGAUGCAAAACAUUACAAUUACUGACAAUUGUCAACAUUUUAAACCAAAUUCCCUGAUGUUUUUUGUUCCCAGUCCGCCCCAGGGUUCUUUUGUGCGUAUUCACUGUUACACACAAAAGGAAUUUCAUGCUUAUUUAAUCCCCAAGGAUUGAACAGCAUACAGUCUGAUGAACAUCAGAUCAUUUCAUUAUCAAUUUUAGUAACUUCCUUUAUCCAUCUUCUUUAUUCAACAUUAUUUUAUCCCUCCUUUCUUCUACUUCAUCCACCUUUCCUCUCUUUGCUUGCUUUUCUUUUCUAUCUGAAUUUCUGAAUUUUUUUCUUUUGAUCUCUGUCUCACUGAAAGAAUGGUAGUAAAUUUUCCCCCUUUUCCUGGGAUGUUUUCCUUGUCGGUGUGCCGUAGAUGAUGUGUUAUAGCUCCAGUUGAAAAGCUAUUAAUCUUUAGUGACCGAAGGGAAAACCACUAACUUUUGAGACUAACUGUUCCAUCUCCUCUGGGACAUUUGUAAAAGAAGUAUACAGUCAUUCAGUAGGAAUGAAAAAUAUAUGUAUACAAAAAAUCUAGUCAUCUUUGCCAUAAAAAAUAGACAAUUGAUGAGUUCAAGCAAAAUGUUCUUCCAAACUUGUGAGAAGAGAGAUGUGGGCUGCAUGGCUCGUCAGGGCUUCUGUACCGCAGUCUGAUCUAUUCUCCCGGUGGCUUUUCUUUCUUUUUUUUAUUUCUUAACUUGCUGAUGAGGAUAAGUCUCUGCAGGAAUCCUCACGAUAAAGAGUUUGCCCUAAUACUGCCUUUACCUGACUGUGUGUGUGUGUGUGUGUGUGUGUGUGUGUGGUUAAAAUCACUGAUGUGAAAAAGUAGCCAGUCUGCAAUGUUAUCCUCUUUUCUCUUUCUGCCUUUCUGUAUGCCUCUGAAAAUGAGAUGGAGAAAUAGAGUUAACCUGCACUAUAUGGCAGUGUAAUAAUGAUGAUAAAUAUAAUAAUAAAUGUUUUAACAGUAAUACUUUUUUGGAUUUUAAGGGGGAGGUAUCUCAAGAUGGGUGUAGCAAUGCAUGGAGGCUGGGCCAGACAAUACAGCAAUGACACUCUCUUUCUCUCUCUCUCUCUGAUUUCUAGUCAUUGAUCCUUCAGUGACAUUCAGGCCUUCAGCACAUGGAUGUUGUCUGUAGGUGCAUGUACUAUUUAUGCUAUAGUUUUAAGUGAGUUUCAUCUUAUUUAAGCUCUUUACACACUCGGACCAUGUUAGUUAAUCCUCAGUUAUUGUUAAUUACUAACCCUAAAGAACAUAUACUUGGACCUGUUUUAUUUAUUUAUUUGUUUAUUACACCUGGUUACAGAAGGUUUGAGAACACAUGUUCUGUAUAGUGUGCAUAAUCAUAUAAGCUCUCUUGGUUCUUAAAUAAUUAAAUAAAUUCAUUGUUAUAUAACAGCAGCUUUAUGGGAAUCUGGAUGUAGGUUCACAUUGUCCUCCCUGGGAUACAUGCUAGUGUGUGAAAAGAGUCACAUUUAUUAUUAAAAAUAAGCCAUCAAAAUGUCGACUGACCGACUGCAGACAUGUUAGAGACGUGAAGCUCAAAUCUGAUCAAAAUCAGCUGUAACUCUGUUUGUAUUUAAUCCUUUAUUUUGUUACAUCCAUUCCAAAUUUCUGCAUAUUACAGCAGUAUUGUGUUAUUCUGUGUGAUCAAAGCAGGGGGAAGUAGCUAAAUGUACAGACGUGAUUAUUAAAGCUAUAUUAGUAACUAUUAGUAAUAAAUCAGAUAACAAAUUCACUUAUCAGUUAUCAGCAAUAAUAAAAUUGUAAAUAAUAUAGCAUAAAAUAACGAUAUCUGUGUAUAAUGAUGUAAAAAUACAUUUACAACAAAUUCAUCCAUGUAUAACGGCACCAUCAUAUUAAGACUUUGCCUAAAUGUCGGAUAUGUGUCUGUGCUUUAUGCGAACUUUGAGGAACAGAGUAGGUACAGGGAUAGUGGCUCAAAAGCACUGCCACAAAAAAACAAAAUAAAAUAAAAAUAAAUGUCUGCAGAGUUAAGAUUUUAGUCUUUAACCUCAGACUUUAAAGCUGUAAUGCUGCUGCUGCAAUCUUGUUGGAGGAAAACCGAGCCAUUACAGAAGUCAUUGGUCAAUUUUAAACAUUGACAGAAAAAACGCCUUGAGAGCUCAGCAGACUGGAAUGAAAUCAACCCCGGUUCUACUCAAGGGAGCGUAUAUAAAAACAGCUAAAACUAGCAAGUGUGCAAAAAUCAAUAAGAAUGAAGACAUUCUUCUGAUUGGGUUUGGAAGUUGGUAUAUAUUCUCAAUAAAGUAGUGGUGAAGUUCUAUCACUCUCUGGCCUGAGAAAUUUUUCACUGCUUAACCUCCUAGACCUCAGUGAUGGGUUCUAACUUCCUCUUAGUUUUACUGUAUCACUGCGGAUUUAUUGUAGUUACUGAGUAAUGUGCCUUAAAAUCAUUUUAAGAUGAUGGAACCAAAUAUUUAGUUAUUUUGAAAACUAGGACCACAUGAGCUGAGAAAAGCAAGAAACUUCAGAAACAAAAUUGAGGACCACAAUGCACGUGUGUGUGUGUGUGGUUUUGAUGUGUAUGUGACUCUGGGUCCCUGUGGGGUUGUUGGUCAGGAUAGCAUUCGUGAAGUCAUGCUGCUUUCCGAUCAUUCGAUGUUCUUGAGUAAGAAAGCUGAGCUCUAAUCAAUCCGUCAUUUUGCUCAUUCACACUUAAUGGCAAUCCAUAUCUAUGGAGCACUUCUCGUUGAGUGCUUGCUUUUGUGGCUUAAUGUGGACUCCACCCUUUGUUGCUUUGGUUCAUGAACAAUUAGUGAAUGAAUAAACGCUUCACUUCUUACAAGCAUUGUUCCUCGUUCCACAUUAGCGAUAAUAAAAGGAUUUAAAAGCCCAGAUCUUUUUUUUUUUCCUGUGGAGUGCAGGAUGAUUUAGAAAGGAUGUUGACAUGGGCUGUGUAUUUUAUAACACAUGAUAUCUUGUGGUGUUGUUUUCUCUUUGAUUUGUAGAGUAGGUUAAAUGAGUAAACACUGCCUAGGCCUGCUUGUCUGUUUCUGUGCUAAAGCUAAUUAACCACUGCCACUUAUUGUGUUCAUUAAACACUGCCUGUGUACCAGUAUGUGUGACCUCAUUAAAUACUGCCUGUAUUGAGCCGAUGUCUAAAAAAAAGUUUACUGCCAAGCUUUCUGCAGAUGUCUGAACAAAAAACAAAACCAAAACAAUACAGAGAUUUGUAUAGUUUGUGUGUGUGUGCAUGUGUGUAAGUGGGUGGGUGCUCUGUAUGUGUGUGUGUGUGUGUGUGAAUGGGAUGUUUGUGACUGUGGAAGUCUAAAAGGUGUCACAUGCUUUACUCUCUCUAUGUGUAGGGGAUGUAGUAGUCUGAUCUUAAUAUAGUUACACAUCUCACAAUCACUAUUAUCAUUAAAUAAGCUUCUCGUUGCUGUGUCAUUGAUUCGUUUGAUUCUCGUCUUGUAAAUUGUGCAGACAGAAAUGAGAUGAACAGAAGAGACGAGAGGAAAAGGGGAGACAGACACCAUCCAAGGUGUGAUGCAGUUUCUCUUCCAUUGCACUCGAUUGCAUCAUAUGGAGUGUUUGUGUUGCUGCUGCUUCGGUAUGGAGUGUGUUAAACUUUACAGUACUUGUCUGAAGCCUGCUAUUAAUCUGGACAAUGUUGUUAAAAUAUUAUUUAAUGGAACAAAUGUCCAGAUCAACUAAAUGUUCAUGCAGUAAUAGUAAUACCAAUAACAAUAUUCUACAGUCUUCUAGAAAAGUUACUGAUCAUUUGUGAGAUGUUUGAAAGACACAGGUUUGGCUCCCAGUCAUUCUGCAUGUUCCAGUCCAGCCAGUCCACACAAUUGAUUUAACUUAUCAUACCAGUGAAAGCACUAAUCACAUGAUCUAUUAGAGGAGUUACAUAUUGCAUGGUCAUUACAAAUACUGCAAUAGCUCAAAAUCUAAUGUCUAUCGCGCCACAGUGACCUAAUUAAUAACCUUUCAGAGGUUGAUAUCAGUGUGUUAGUGCAGCAAAAGCACUAAAAUGUGCAGGUCAGGGGGUUCUCCAGAACCAGAGUUAAGAACAUGUGAUGUGGAAGAUCUAGUGAAAAUCAAUAGAACAAUUAAUUCAGAGGUUAAAAAGUCUACUGACCUGCUGCAAACAUGUUAGGACGACAUGUAGGUGUCAUCUGAUCAAAUCUAUAUUUAAUCGUUUAUUUUGUUACAUCCAUUACACAUUUCUGCAUAUUACAGAGUGCUGAUAUUCUGAAGAACUGAGAACUGACAGCCAAAUGUGUACAGGAUGGAGCUAAAAGCUCAAAUGUGAUUCUUAAAACGGCAGUAUUCACAAGCUAUUCAUACUGAAUAAGAGCAGAAAUCGGUUUUAAAUGCUCUUAUGCGUUAUAAGCAAUAACAAAACUGUAAAUGAUUUGACAUCACAAAGUAUGAUGUUACAAUAACCUCAGCUAAAUGUAACUGAGCUGUGUGUCAGAGCACGUAGAAUAACAAGUCUGGAAAUAGCGAUCACACACUUCAUACCAAUCAGUUAUAAAAAAGCAUGUCUUAGUAAGUGGAGAUGGUGAAUAAAUGAAAAGUUAUCUAGAGAAUAUUAUACGUCAAAUAUAAGAUUAUUAUGUUGUCCUCCAGCUGCUCCCUGUCCGGGGUCACCACAGCGGAUCAUCUGAUCUGCAUAUCAGAUUUUGGCACAGGUUUUAACUCUUACAUUUUAUCCGAGUUUGAGAGUUUACCCCUUAGUGUCUGGGUUGGUUUCCUGCCCGGGAAUUGAACCCAGGCCAUGGCGCUGAGAGAAAUAUAAGAUCAUUAUAUAAUUAUUAACUCAUAUUAUAUCAUUGUAUUCUAUUGGCAGAUCAUUUUUCUUCUUUCCAGAAAUAAAUUAGCAAAACGUCAUCGGCUAGUAGAAUAUGGCAUUGAGUAAAAAUAUAGGCUUAAUUUUAUUUCUGUUCCAAAACAAAACGAUACCGAGAAAGGUUAGUUGAGUUUGCGUUUUUUUUAACUAGCUUAAAGAUCAUUGUUUUUGCAGUAUAACACUUUCACUCUGUAAAGUCUCCUGCCUGCUGUCAAGGCAUCAAAUCGAGUCAUGACAAGAGUGCUAGAAAAGCAGACGCUCGAGAAGGCGAUAAUUCUCCUCAGACUGCUCUUCUUCUCUCCUGCCCACAUGUUUAUUCAGUCCUGUCUCCAGACUUUUUCCUUCUCUCUUCCUUCCUGCUCAGUUCAAAUAGUUCAAGCUUUAUUAGCAGUAAAGGUCAGAACAGUUUGUGGUGGGAUUUUGCAGAUUAUUGUGCAAAGCUCUGAUUUUGGUUGUUUGCGGUGAUUUUGCCCCUAAGGGCCAUGUGUUCCCAAACACACACACCCACACACACCCCAGAUACCAACAAUGCAUUAUAUUGUUCUCAUUCAGCAGCUUAUAGCUCUUAUCACUGAUUUUCUCCCGCCGGACAGGGCUCGUCUUACAGCUCGGUGUCUCUGCAGAUCAGGUCUGUAAUCCAGUGUCGCUUGAGAGACGAGCUAAUAGAGUGCAGUGUCGGGGUGGGAGGGCUCAGUCAGCCAGGUGAAGUGUGUUCAGAGGAACUUAUCAGACUUGAUAUCUCUGUCUCUGUCUCUCUCCCUCUCUCUCGCUCUCUCCCUCUCUCACUCAGUGUGUGUUGUUCUAGUCCCAGCCUCCAUCUGCUCUCCUUUUCAUUGUUUAAAGCGCCGGUCCUUGCGCCGGCUUGGCCACACUCCCAGUCAGGGUUUCUGUGCACAGUAUACUAAAUGAACAUAAAUGAUUACAAUAAGUAAUAAUAGCUGAUCUUUUUCUGUUUACAUUUGAAUGUUGGUCUGUGUAUAACUGUGUGUGAUAGACUAGGUGUUCUAAUGUUGAGUUUGUUUCUUUAUAAACUAACUGGAAAAAGGGGAGUAAUAACGCCCUGAAUAUUAUCUUUUGAAAAGUUUUUUUUUUCCUGUAAAUAAUUGACAAAUGAAGAAUUCUGUGGUUGUAAAGAUGAUUUAAUUGCCACUUGUAAUAAUGCUAAAUUAUUAUUGGUGGUUUAAAAAAAAUGAUGAUGAUGAUAUGCCCUUCUUGAACAAGGGUAUUUGAUGUCCACUAUAUUUUCAUUGGAGGAAGGGUUGUUGGCAACGACAGAGCAGAGAUGCAAGAGAAGAGAAGGAGAGGCAUCUUUAUCUGUUAUAAAACAUAUUACAUUAAUUGUAAUGAAAAACCUUAUAUUACCCAGAAUUCCUCGAUAAGCGUUGAUAUGAUUGUGAUUAUUAAAUGUCACAUCUAUAUAAAUGCGCUGGGAGAUAUUUGGAGAUAAUGUGUGAUAAAGAGAUUUUGCUGAAACAGAUGAAAGGGUACACACACACACACUGUUUCCCAUAUGAUGUCACAUGGUGGUUAUAAACGUCAGUAAGCUCCAUGUCUCACAUCUCCAGGUUUGUCUCCAGGUUGUUGGUCUCCUCAACAUCACUUCUAGAGAAUAAGAGUUACUAACAGUCUCAGCGCAAAUUGCAGCCUUCAGCUCCAAAGAACUGAUGGGGAUCCUCUUUUUAUAGUUAGUCAAAGCAAUUCCAUUAGGAAUGUGUCAGUGAAAUGAGUCUACUUGCAUUCUUUCAAGUAUUCAAGGUUUUUAAAUUUCACAGAUGGUUUUUAAUACACUUUUAAGCCUAGGAAAAAUGUAUACCCUUUAUAAUGAGAAGACUGCCUGUUUUGUCCAGGGACUACAGUCUGGAAAUAAUGAGACGACAAAAAAAUAACGGCAGCACUGACAAAAUGUAAAAUUCUCCUGAAAUGAUUUGAUAAUUGGAUGAAGAUUAUUAUGAUUCGGGUGUCCUGGUUUAGCAGAUGAUUUGUCGUCUCUCUCCUUCUCUUGUUCUCCCUCUGAGUUUGUCCCAAAUCAACCCUGCUUCCACUGAAGAAUGCUGUGUGUGUCAGCACUCCUGUGUGUACAAUCUUAAUGGAUUUAUUUCUGUAUUUUUUUGCCAACUUUGUAUAGUGUAAAAAAGUAUAAAUAUAUGAAAAAUGAAUACUGUAUAGAUUUUAGCUGCCUGUCGAAGGCCCAGAAGUAUAUAUAACUGGUAGAGUAAAUCAGUCAGCCGUGUAGAAGCAUUCUAAAGGAAUUUACCGAGAUCAUGCUUUCUGUAGAUUCUUGCGGUGCCACGGUUUUAUUUUAUUUAAUUUUUUCCUUUGAUUGUUAUUCUUUUUAUGAAUUACCACGUGGCAUCUUAAAAGUCUGUGUUGUUUCCUGUUAAUACUUUGUAUGGGUUGUUUAUUUGUUUGUUGUUUGUUUGUUGAUGAACACAGCGAGGUUCAGGCGCCCAGGAGAGUGCACGGGAACGCAGAGUGGAAGUGCGGGAGUUUGUUUGCGUUUGUGUAACAUGUUCGUUCUGAAAAAUUAGUCUGGUGGUUAGUCUGUGGUAGUGCUAUAGAAGCUUUCGUGUCUUUAUUGAAUCGUGUCCUAGAUAUAUAGAUGUGGUUGAAGUACGUUUCUAGCAUAGGUCAGUGUUUCUCUUUUCUUCUUCUGUCUUCCUCUUUAUUGAAAUGAACCAAUUUGAUAAAUAUUAUAAAUUCCAUUAAUAUCCAUUAAAAAAAGAUAAUACAGUGACCAAAUGUUAACAGUGUCAAAUACUUUUAUCACACUGU
Molecule: messenger RNA, 13487 nt
Organism: Hemibagrus wyckioides
Lineage: Eukaryota; Metazoa; Chordata; Actinopteri; Siluriformes; Bagridae
Gene: syt7a
Product: synaptotagmin VIIa
Exons: 8
Coding region: 2365-4692 (775 amino acids)
Biological process (GO): regulation of dopamine secretion; calcium-ion regulated exocytosis; regulation of calcium ion-dependent exocytosis
Cellular component (GO): synaptic vesicle; synapse; axon
Molecular function (GO): calcium-dependent phospholipid binding; calcium ion binding; SNARE binding
Source: RefSeq, a predicted model, not a curated record